AUGGACGGCCCUCCUCCACCGCCUCCUCCGCAUGGAGCCAACCCAAGGAGUGAUACAGGGCCUGGCGAUGGCAGCAGGUACCGGAAAUCCACAGAUUUACCUGAGGGCUCCUACGAUAUAUUUAUUAUCCCACCUCACUCGGCUGGCGGUGGCUUUCUAUACCUUCCGUCCCUCCAAUGCCAUACAAACAGUUUUUUGGCGGGAGUUGCAGUAACAUUACUCGGUGUAUACUUUUAUUUCAACGCCUUGCCUACCUUAAAGACCUGGUGUGCAACUGUCGUGGCUCGCGGUGGGAUGGGUGUAUUCCUGCUUGCCUUUGGAAUUGGCAUUGUCAGCUGGGCCAUUGGUAAGGCGCAGGCAGAAGGUGUCUUCCGUCAGCGGUCUCGCCCAAAGCCUGCUGCUUCAAGCAAUGGAAGUACCUCCCGUGGCCCUCCGCCCGGCCCUCCUCCAGGUGCUCCUCCGCCAGGUGGACAUGGCCCUCCACCUCCUGGCGGAGCGGGCCCUGGGCCUGGAGCGGGUGGUGGCUCAUAUCAGAACUACGGUGGACACUACGCUGGUGCUGGAUUCCCUCCUCCGCCUAAUCCAGGGGCUGGGUUCCCUGGAGGAGGAGGAGGAGGAGGGCCGUAUCCGGGAGGUGGUCCAUAUCCAGGUGCUGGCCCCCAGUACCCGGGAGGGCAUCAGUAUAACAGAAGUAGCUAUCCAGGGAGCCGCCAGAGCUAUGGUAGCUAUGACUCUCCGCCGUCUCCAGAACCACAUAGGCGUGACCCUCCGCGCUCCGAAUCCCCGGGGCCUCCCCCACCACCAAGACGUGAGGCACCAAGGCCUGAGUCUCCACCACCUCCACCGCGAAAGCAUGCACCGCGUAGGUCUGAGACGCCCAAACCCGACCCUGAGCCCAAACAGCCUGAGCCAAAGCCUGAACCCCCUAAACCCGAGCCUCCUAAACCUGAGCCUCCCAAACAAGAGGAACCAAAACCUGAGCCUCCAAAACAAGAGGAACUAAAGCCAGAGGAGCCAAAAGCAAAGCCACCACAACCUGAAGAGCCAAAGCCAGAGGCUCCAGCACCUGAGCCACCAAAGAAGGAAGAGCCCAAGCCUGAAGAGCCUAAGCCUGAGCCUCCAAAGAAGGAAGAACCUAAACCUGAACCACCGAAACCUGAGAUUCCAAAGCCUGAGGUUAAGCCUGAACCCCCCAAACCUGCGGAAUCUGCACCCCAACCUGAGCCUCCAAAGCCAGAAGCUCCUAAAGUUCCAAUGGUAGACCCAAAGAUAGCCGAGUGGGAGAAAGCCCGGGAAGAAACAAGAAGGCGAGAGGAGCUGAAGAGGAAGAUGGAUGAGAUAAAACGUAAGCGGGCGGAAGCAGAACGCAAGAAAAAGGAGGAAGAGGAGAAGAAGGCCCGCGAGGAACAAGAAAAGCGUGAUAAGGAGAACCGGGAACGAGAAUAUCGUUUGUGGAAGGAGAAGAGAGCCAAGGAGAAGGCUGCCAAAGAGGCUGCCGAGCGAGAGGCCAAAGCCGCGCAGGAAGCAGCGGAGAAGGAGGCCGCAGAGAAGGCAGCAAAGGAGAAGGCCAGACAAGAGGCUGCUGCAAGGUACGCGGCGGCAAAAGAAGCGGCGGCAGCCAAACGAGCAGCAGCAGCUGCUGCUGCUUCUACUGCUGCACCUUCUCCUGCUCCUUCAGUCGCUCCAUCGGUCUCAUCCGGCACAAAACUAUCGUCAACCACAAAACCCUCUCCUGUCAAACCAAAGUCUCAAGCGCCCUCUCCAGAAAAGAGAUCACCGUCUCCAGAAAAGAAGCCUGCAUCUCCAGAGAAGCGGCCGGCUCCGAAACCUGCACGAGAAAGGCCUCCUUUCCCCUCCGUCAAGACGGCAACAACCGAGACAGAAGACGAUGCAUACUCGUUUCGUCCCUAUGACCGGCCGAGAUCCACCACCAGCAGGCCGAGUCAGGCGCCAUCGGUUAUGUCAGAGUCAACUUAUGCUCAUUCUCAGUCAACAGCGAACACCACGCCUCCCCCGUCUCAACGUGGGCCAUAUAUGACCAAGAACCCCGACAAGAUUGUCAUCCACGGUGUAUACACCUUUAACAACGCAUUCAUGAGAACUCCCAUCGCUCAACUGGUAUCUGGAGUAGGCUCAGUCACGGAUGGGCUUAUUCUGCGAAUGACAACAGAAGGCAUGUUUGUUGAUGAUGACGUCAGAGGUGUGGCUCAGAGAGAAUGGGAUAUCAAGGCUUGGACUAUGAAACUAGUAGAGACAGCAGAAUCACGCGGCUUGCAUAUCAUCAGAACCAGCAUCAGAGACCAAGAAGGUAAAAAGUUCAUCUUCGUCCUUGAUGAGAGCGAGGCGUGGAAGGUCGCUCUUGGUCUUAAACGCUUGAGAAAAGGCAGCCAGGUCCGCGCUUUGGGUGUAUGCGGACUGCCAGCCAAUGAAGCCGCUUCUAUUCUCGGGAAUCUAGGCUAUUGA
This is a messenger RNA of Microsporum canis CBS 113480, 2463 nucleotides long. Its product is annotated as trans-sialidase. Gene Ontology annotation, molecular function: ATP-dependent H2AZ histone chaperone activity. Bases 1 to 2463 code for a protein of 820 amino acids. Gene Ontology annotation, biological process: chromatin remodeling. The record is from RefSeq and is a predicted model, not a curated record. Gene Ontology annotation, cellular component: Swr1 complex. The transcript has 2 exons. NCBI's taxonomy places the organism in Eukaryota, Fungi, Ascomycota, Eurotiomycetes, Onygenales, Arthrodermataceae.